Messenger RNA from Striga asiatica, 2001 nucleotides. NCBI's taxonomy places the organism in Eukaryota, Viridiplantae, Streptophyta, Magnoliopsida, Lamiales, Orobanchaceae. The record is from the annotation of a GenBank genome assembly.
UUGCUUUCUCGCCCUCUCUCCACACACACAAAAUACAUACAAGCACACGCAGAGAGAAAAGUAAAUAAGCUGUGUUGAAAGUUCUUUGACGGCCAUUAUUCAACAUUUCAACCGCAGUCGGCGUUGCCUCGCUGACGUUUACGUUUUUAGAUAUAUAGAUUACUUAAUAACAAUUCUAUACCUCGUUUGUGUGUCGGCACCUCGUACCUUCAGCGGCUAUGCCAAUGCUAAAAGAUGAUGAACAAGAGAAGCGCAAGCACAAGAGAAUGUCCGUCGGAAUUGUGUGGAAUUGCGCAGCUGAGCUCAAACUCCUUCUCACGGUGCUCCUCUUCCUUUGCUCCGUCGCCGUCAUCCUCCAGUUUCUCCCUCCCCGCUUCUCUCUCUCCCCCGCCGACAUCCGCCACUGCCUCACCGCCACCCCCUCUCACCCUAACAAUAACAAUAAUAAUGAUAACGAUACUUCGUCUAACGAUGCGCACCACCGCCAUUUCUUCCGGCAAAGCAGAGAUGAGGUGUCAGAGGAUGGCCGGGUGCUGAAGCGGGCGUUCAACCCCUACGGCUCCGCCGCUUACAACUUCAUACUGAUGUCGGCGUACCGCGGCGGCCCCAACACCUUCGCCGUCGUCGGCCUCUCUUCCAAACCUCUCCACCUCUACGGCAACCCCACCUACCGAUGCCUCUGGCUGGGCCCCCGUAGUAACCCCAUCUCCACUCCCGGCCGCAAGAUCCUUCCCGAUUGGGGCUACGGCCGCGUCUACACGGUCGUCGUCGUCAACUGCACUUUCCCCACCGGCGUCGGCGCAGACGGCCAAGGUGGCCAGCUGCUUCUCGAGGCCGCCGUCAAUGGCGGAGGCGACCGCACCCUCCUCAACAUCACCGACACCAUUCCUGCCUUGGACGAAAGCCCACAAGACUACGCCAACUUCACGGCCCAAUUCACAUCCCCCCAGCCCACUUACGAUUAUCUGUAUUGUGGGUCGUCCCUGUACGGGAACCUGAGUCCUCAGAGGGUGCGGGAAUGGGUUGCCUAUCACGUGAGGCUGCUGGGCCCCAGAUCCCAUUUCGUGAUACACGAUGCAGGCGGCGUGCACCAGGGGCUGAGGCAAGUUUUGAGGCCGUGGAUGAACAAAGGCUUCGUCACUCUACACGAUGUGAGGGAGCAGGAAAGGUUUGAUGGUUACUAUCAUAACCAGUUCCUCAUAGUGAACGACUGUUUGCACAGGUACAGGUUUUCAGCCAAAUGGAUGUUCUUCUUUGAUGUGGAUGAAUUCAUAUACGUUCCGCCUAAAAGCACAAUCAAGUCCGUCUUGGAUUCCCUCUCUGAUUUCACUCAGUUCACCAUUGAGCAGAUGCCAAUGUCCAACAACCUCUGCCUUUCCCAGGAUGCUCCCAUGCCUUUCAGGAAGUGGGGAUUCGAGAAGCUAGUGUACAGAAAUGUGAGGAGAGGCAUUCGUAGGGACCGAAAAUACGCUGUGCAGCCACGAAGUGUGUUUGCAACUGGAGUUCACAUGUCGCAGAACAUAGCGGGAAAGUCAACGCACAAGACUGAUGGGCGCAUAAAGUACUUCCAUUAUCAUGGGACAGUGGCCGAGCGGCGUGAACCGUGCCGCCACUUUCUCAAUUCCACAGCAGUCACGGUUGAUGGGAUUCCUUACGUUGUGGAUACCACAAUGAGAGAUUUUGCAGCUUCUGUAAAGAGAUACGAGCUCAAGAUGAUUGGCUCCACAUUGCAGAGAACUCAGCAAUGAAUGACAUUUCUUGGUUCUAUUUCUCCUUGUAGGAAGACAAUAUUGAAUUUAUUUUCUGUAUGAUAGUUGUUUUUUUCCAGUACACAGUAUACAAAGGUUAGCUUUAGAAGAUAUGCUAUAUUUUGUUUCAAGUAGAGAAAAAAAUAUGUAUUCCUGUGUACAUCCAUAUAUGAACUUGGCUGUUUUGGGCUAAUCCAAUUUCCAGAUUCCACAAAUGAGAGAAAGAAAGGUUGAUGGAAGUUACUGACUUUUG